AAAACGGAACGUCGUUUUUGUCGUCCUCAUACACAAAGUCACAAAGCAUUAUACUCUCUGGAACGCCAACAGCAGAGUCUGUUAUCUCACUGCGAUUCUUCUGCUGGCGACCUUUCUCGGCUCUCUCUCGUCUUCUUCUGCUCCAUCCAUUCUCAGGUUCUCAAUGGCGGCCACGAUCGCCUUUAACGCCGUCGGAGCUCCGGCGCGCCUCUCCCGCCAAUUGUCUCACCCGAGCCGCCGUCUCUAUCCGCUUCUCGCCGGACUCCGACUCCGUCAGGCCGUCCCGGCGCGAUACUCGAGCUCAGUAUCUUCGUCCUCUGGCUCAGGAAUUAGGGCUCAUUCUGUCGCCGUGGAGUCACUGAGCGCUGCUGCAGCUCCGAAAGUGGAGGCUCCUGUGGUUAUUGUCACCGGAGCUUCUAGAGGAAUUGGCAAGGCUGUUGCCCUCGCUUUCGGAAAAUCUGGUUGUAAGGUGCUUGUAAACUAUGCAAGGUCAUAUAAGGAAGCCGAACAAGUUUCCAAGGAGAUUGAGGAAUCUGGUGGUCAAGCUCUGACGUUUGGGGGUGAUGUUUCAAAGGAAGAAGAUGUAGCAGCAAUGAUUAAAACUGUGGUUGAUGUGUGGGGAACAGUUGAUGUCUUGGUUAACAAUGCAGGAAUAACACGGGAUGGCUUGUUGAUGAGAAUGAAAAAAUCCCAAUGGCAGGAGGUUAUUGAUUUGAAUCUUACUGGUGUAUUUUUAUGCACACAGGCUGCAGCCAAAGUUAUGAUGAAACAAAGAAAGGGAAGAAUUAUCAAUAUAGCAUCUGUUGUUGGUCUUGUUGGCAAUGUUGGACAAGCCAACUACAGCGCUGCAAAAGCAGGGGUAAUUGGCUUCACAAAGAGUGUUGCAAAGGAAUAUUCAAGCAGGAACAUCAAUGUCAAUGCUGUAGCUCCUGGAUUUAUUGCGUCUGAUAUGACUGCCAAGCUGGGAGAAGACAUAGAAAAGAAAAUCAUUGGGUCCAUCCCCUUAGGGCGAUAUGGUCAACCUGAAGAAGUUGCUGGACUGGUGGAAUUCCUGGCUCUUAAUCCUGCUGCUGGUUACAUUACUGGACAGGUGUUGACCAUUGAUGGAGGAAUGGUGAUGUGAUAAGCUGAGACCGGCACCCCGAUGCAGAUAGUUUAGAAUGAAGAAGAGCUUUGUUUGAAUUCCAUAGUUUCUACCAGUAACUGAAUACAAAGUAGAAAGGUUACUGUAGUUUUCUUUUGGUUUAGACAACGUAAAAGGGCUGUUAAUAUUUUUUCUCUAACCACUUACGAACCACGCAAAUGAACAGAAUUUAAUAGAUCUUAUUUUGUGUAAUAUGAAGUUGGGGUUGGACAUUCAUUGAAAAUCUAUAUGCUUAUAUGA
Messenger RNA from Rosa rugosa (rugosa rose), 1384 nucleotides. Its product is annotated as 3-oxoacyl-[acyl-carrier-protein] reductase 4-like. The record is from RefSeq and is a predicted model, not a curated record. Gene Ontology annotation, molecular function: NAD binding; 3-oxoacyl-[acyl-carrier-protein] reductase (NADPH) activity. The coding region runs from base 164 to 1123 and encodes 319 amino acids. Gene Ontology annotation, biological process: fatty acid biosynthetic process. The transcript has 11 exons. Lineage: Eukaryota; Viridiplantae; Streptophyta; Magnoliopsida; Rosales; Rosaceae.